Drosophila biarmipes is the source of this 7026-nucleotide messenger RNA. RefSeq lists its product as uncharacterized. Lineage: Eukaryota; Metazoa; Arthropoda; Insecta; Diptera; Drosophilidae. Bases 134 to 6853 code for a protein of 2239 amino acids. Gene Ontology annotation, cellular component: microtubule. Gene Ontology annotation, biological process: microtubule-based movement; mitotic cell cycle. The record is from RefSeq and is a predicted model, not a curated record. Gene Ontology annotation, molecular function: microtubule binding; plus-end-directed microtubule motor activity; ATP binding. The transcript has 13 exons.
AAGCGGCAUUUUUUUCGAAUUCAACAGAAACAAAGAUGUCGAUCACUUUGUGUUCCCUGUGAAACGUUGGAAUCUGUUUGCUUUGAAACUGUGAUGUGUUUAUCUAAAGCGUGAAUAUCUAGAAGCUGCAAAUAUGUCUGCCAAGAACCCGAGUUCCAUCCAGGUGUGCAUCAAGGUGCGUCCUUGCGAGCCCGAGCUCACCUCCCUCUGGCAGGUCAAUGAUGGCCGCUCCAUCCACCUGGCGGACAGCCAUGCGGAGCCCUAUGUCUUUGACUACGUUUUCGACGAGGGCACCAGCAACCAGGAGGUGUUCGACCGGAUGGCCAAGCACAUCGUGCACGCCUGUAUGCAGGGCUUCAACGGAACUAUUUUCGCCUACGGCCAGACGUCGUCGGGGAAGACCUACACGAUGAUGGGCGACGGCAAAAACCCAGGCGUCAUGGUGCUGGCCGCCAAGGAGAUCUUCCAGCAGAUCUCCAGUCAGACGGAGCGUGACUUCUUGCUGCGCGUGGGCUACAUAGAGAUCUACAACGAGAAGAUCUACGACCUGUUGAACAAGAAGAACCAAGACCUAAAAAUCCACGAGGCCGGCAAUGGGAUCGUGAACGUGAACUGCGAGGAGUGCAUCAUAACCAGCGAAGACGACCUCCUGCGCCUUCUCUGUAUGGGCAACAAGGAAAGAACCGUGGGCGAGACCAACAUGAACGAGCGGUCCAGUCGAUCCCACGCCAUUUUCCGCAUAAUCAUUGAGUCCCGCAAAUCUGACCGCAGCGACGACGACGCCGUAAUCCAGAGCGUGCUGAACCUGGUGGAUCUGGCAGGAUCGGAGCGGGCGGACCAGACAGGUGCCCGAGGGGCUCGCCUCAAGGAGGGUGGCCAUAUAAACAAGAGCCUGCUUUUCCUCAGCAAUGUGAUCAAGAGCCUGUCCGAGAACAUGGACAACAAGUUCAUAAGCUUCCGCGAUUCCAAACUUACACGCAUUCUGCAGGGAUCGCUUUGUGGCAAUGCUCUGACCUCCAUCAUAUGUACGAUCAAGCCCUCGAUCAUGGAGGAGUCGCAAUCCACCCUUAGCUUUGCAACACGUGCAAAAAAAGUCCGCAUUAAGCCGCAGGUCAACGAGAUGGUGUCUGACGCCACGAUGAUGAAGCGGCUGGGGCGCGAAAUCCAGGUUCUAAAGGACAAACUGGCCGAGGCGGAGCGCAAAAACGAGAGUCAGUUAAAGGUGCAGGAUCUGGAGCAACGCAUCCAGCGCGACAUGCAUAAGAUUAUCUCCAGCACAUCACUGAGUGACAAGUGUCAGCAAAAGCGACGCCGCACGUGGUGUCCUGCUCCUUCGGGUCCGGCGCAUGACUCGGCCGGGAUUGCCAUUACUGAGGACCGACUUCUACAAUUUUCAAAGGUCUCCCAUCUACCAAAACCCGUAUUUUUUUCCAAUUCAAAUGUAGCAAAACGAUUAAACAACAUUCCCAAGACCAUAAACAUUCUCGGAAGUCUGGAUAUCGGCACUGAUGGUGCCUCAAUUAAUGAGGAAUUCUUUCCGGCAGAGUGCAUUGACUUUGGCUCUCCUCGCCCAGGCUUCGACAAAGACAUGCUUACUAACCUGAAGCUGCCAGACCUGACCUUGACGCCAUUGACGAGGCACGUGGGCCCUUUGACCUCGGAAAAGAUCAAGGAGAUCCAGGACCUGCAAAUGUUCACCAGCUUAGAGAAACACUGCGAAGUGGAGAGUAAGGAGGUGCAGGUUUUAAAAGAAAAGCUGGUCGGGGUUACAGCUCAACGGGAUAAGUUAGAGCAAGAUUGUUUAACCGAGAAGGAGCGUUAUGAAGCUCUGCAGGAAGAAGUCGCCACCUUAACAGCAGCUAAUGAGGCAGCGAAUGCGAAGAUCGGCGGUUUGGAAGAGCAACUAAGUUCUCUGAAAGAGACUAUGACCAGAAUGGAAGUAGAAAACCGUGAGGCAGUGAGCCUAGAGUUCGAGUUCGAGGCCCACAAGAAAACGUCGAAACUGCGCGUAAACGACUUGCUAUCAGCGCUUUCCGAAAAGGAGUUGACCAUAGAGAGUCUGCAAAAGUCCCUCGACAAUUUAUCUCGGAGUACCAAUUCGCAAGCUGAGACUAAAACUCGCAAUGAGCGAGAGGAAGAGGGGGUGCAGAGCACGCUUAAGGAAGCUCAAAAUUCUGAAGCUAUUUCAGAAAAGUUUAUGGCUCAAAAUCAAGAGUUAAAAGCAAAACUCUCUCAGUUGCAGUCGGACUAUGAGGAGAUUCAGCGGGAAUACGACUGCCUUUCCAACCAACUAAUGGAAAGUGUCCAAGAGAACGACGCCCUGCGAGAGGAGCUCAAGCAGCGACAAGCUAGCUUUGACUUGGAGUCCAUGAAGAGUUCCGGUGUGGGCACUGAGUGCAGCGAACUGGAAAAUAACCCCUGCCCAGAAAGUGACCUCUUGGAGCAGUUUGUCAAGCUGUCAGAGUCCAUCCAACAGAUUGAACUCCAGCAUCAUUCUGGCCUCAGUCGCCUCUUCAGUGCUAUAAAACUGGAACAGGAUGAGAAAGUGCCGGGCUUGAAGCUUUGUCUCGAGUCGGCUGAGUACAUAGAAGGUGACUCUCAACAUCAGAAUACAUCCGAUUCCGUUUGUCUUAAGGGUUUUCUAAGGCGCCACAGGUUCCACAUCUUGCAACUGAGUCAGGAACAAGUGCACGUAGGAGAGGAAAAGCGACUUCUUGAAAUCAUUUCGCAAUUGGAGCAGGAAGUUGAAGAAAAAAAUAUCCUUAUGGAAGCCACUGAGGCAACCAUCAACGAGAUGCGCGAGCAGAUGACGAACCUAGAGUCUGCCCUCCUGGAAAAGAGUGUUAUAGUGAACAAAGUUGAGGAUUACCAGCGCCAAAUCGAAUCCCUGGAGAAACAAAAUGCGGAGAUGACUAUGGUGUAUGAAGAGCUGCAGGAUAGGGUAACCAGGGAGAAUUCGAUGAGCGAGAGUCUUCUCAGAAUUCAACCUGACGAGGAUACCCUUUCAGGCCCCUCUACAUCCUGGAGGAAGGAUCAGGAGUCCCAGGAGGUGGUCGCUCUCAAGGCAUCUCUUACGGAGCUGAGGGCGAAGGUGUGUGAUAUGCAGGCCGAGAUGGAAACCCAGCUGACUCAGAUGCAACUGAAAGACUGUGACAUCGCCAAGCUUCAAAAGGAAUUCGACGAAAUGAGCGAGCGGUGUUUAACGAUGGAGGUGAGGCUGGCAGAGUUGGAGGUGGAUUCUCAGGAAAAGCAGGAUCACCUAGAUCGCCAAGCCCAGAAAUUGUCCGAUAAUCUACUCUUGAUCGACCAGCUUCAACAGAGAAACGCUCAGCUCGCUGAGCAAAGUAUUAAAAAGGAAGGAUCUCUCAAUCUGGCGGAGGAAAUGCAAGAAAAAAUGAUUGUUUCGCCCAUAUAUGACAAUCAAAUCGAGGAACUUAGAGAGUCGCUAAAAGCAGCUAGAGAAGAACUUAGUGAUUUGCAGAGGGUAAAAGCGGAAGAAAUCAAUGCCCUACGGUUAGAAUUCUUGCUUAAAAUUGAGACCAUCGAGAAUGAGAGCAGAGACAAACUAAAUAAGCAGAGCCUGGUAAUAGAGGAGAACAAGGAUCGCUAUGAAAGCAGUGUGGUCGCUUUGAAGGAGCAGCUAUUGCAGGCUGAGGAGGAGCUCUCCUGUGCUACUACUCGCUACCAAGCGGAGUUGGAAGUCAUCAAUCGCACUCUCCAAGAAAACAUAACUCGGGCGGAGGAAGAAAGAAGCGUUUUAAUUGACCAGCACCAGGAAGAGUUGGAAAAAAUAGGAGAAACCUUGAAAGAAAAAUUGGCUAAGGCAGAAGCACAACAAUCCAAUAUUGAAGAUGCUUACAAGGCAGAAAUUAGCGACAUAACCGCUAAGCUAAAGGAACAAGUGAAUCAAGUAGAGGAGGAGCGGGAUAGGGCGUCUUUUAAACUUGAGGAGGUGCGAAAUACUCUGGAGGAAAUGAUAAGUCAAAAUAGCGCUGUUCAAGUUAGAAUUGCUGAGCUGGAGAAAACGAAAGCUGAGCAGGACUUAGCACUGGAUAAGUUAAGAAUGGAAAAAAUUGAACUAGAGGCGCUUUACGAAAAGAAGCAGGACCAGCUGCAAACACAGCCCUCUACUCUAGAUCAGAAUAGUUUAGACGCACAGGCUCAUAGUGCCCGGCUUGAUUCACUGCAGGCCUCUUUGAACCAGCAAAUAAAUGAGCUACAGGAAAAGUGUGAGAUGUACGUUCUGGACUUGGAUAAGCUGAGGCAGGAGAAGACCACCUUACAGUUGGAGAUUCGGGAUGCCAAUACACAGCACUCGAACACGCUGGAAAAACUCCAGGAACUUGAAACUGAAAUGGCUGCCUUGGACAAGCAGAAGGAGUUGGAGAAACGCGACUUAGAGGAAAAGCUUGAGACUUUCACUGCCAAGAUAAGUGCCCUCCAGGAAACACUCCAAGAAGCUCAACUGAAAGUCCUUGGUCAUGAAGACCUUGUUUCGCAGCACGAAAGUUUGAAAACCUGUCUAUCUGAGACAAACGAACUGUCGACCAAUUUGCAGGAGGAGGUAGAGCGUCUGAAUGCGAAACUAUCCGAUUUCAAGGAAGGCAUCUCUAGUCGAGAUGUAGAAAUUGAACAGCUUCGCUCAGAACUGAAGAAGACCAUGGAUGCAAAGGUAACUGCGAAUUCGGAACAAUUAUGUCUGGUAACGCAGCUCAAAGAAGUCGAGGAGAAGAUGUCCGUUCAGGCUGGCCAAUUCCAACGCGAAGUGGAUGAUCUCAAGGGUUCUAUGGUCGAGCUGCAACUAAAGCUUAAUUCUCUGCAAGAAAAAAAAGAUAACCUCGAGACUGGAAAUGAGGACCUUAGGGUAAAGUUGAAAAACGCCCAGAAUUUGCAGAACAUGUUGGAAGAGCAGCAAAAGCUCUGUGUCACCCUGAAAGAAAAGAUUGCCUACCUGGAGCAAUCAGAAGCGAACCUCAAACGGCAGUUGCAAGACAGGGAAGCAGAAAUCAAUCAAAAAUGUUCUGAGCUCAGCCAGGAAAAUGAGAAAGGCCGCAACCGAAUCGAAAAACUGACCAACGAAUACGAAAAUCUGCGAUUGGAACUGGAAGUCAAAACUGACUAUUUUCAUAAGGAAAAGAAGAGCUUGGAAUUGAUUGUAUCCGAUCUGCAGAACACUGUGGAAGAGAAACAAAAGCAGUGUGCCUCCUUCAAAGAAAAGCUUGAGCAAUCAGAAACAAGCCUGGAGCAGAACAUUCAUGCUAGGGAAGAAUUCAAUCAAAGAUCUACAGAGCUAAGUCGUGAAGUGGAGCUGGGUCGCAAAAAAAUCAUUGAACUUACCAACGAGUGCGAACAACUUCGAUUGGAUCUGGAAUCAACAACUGAUAACUCCCUGAAGGAAAAUAAGAGAUUAGAACUGAUUGUAUCGGAUCUGCAAAAGAAUAAACAGCAGUUGGAGGAAAAUAUGAACAUUCUCAACGAGAAGUAUGCAGACAGCGCUCGGGUAAAGGAUCAGUUGGCUUCCACUGAAGCAGCUCUGCAGCAAGCGUUAAAUAAGUACCAAUUAGCCAUAGAGGCAGGCAACAAUAGAAGCGACGAAUUGGAACAGAAGGUACAUGAAUUAACAACAGAAUGCGAAAAGCUGCGGUCCGAUUUGCAAUCCAAAGAGGUUGGUUUCGGUAGGGAGAAGGAGGUAUUAAACGGCACCAUUUCCAUUCUAUUGGAGGAAAAGGUACGCCUAGAGGAAAAGCUGACUAAGCUUAGUGGCAGCGUUAGUAAGCUUGAGGAACUUACAGCGGAAUGCGAGCAACUAAGGUCAACUGUGAAAUCUAAGGAAUCCAGUUUCCACACUGAGGAGGAACGCAUGAAUAAAACCAUAUCUAGUCUGUUAGAAGACAAGCGCUACCUUGAGGAAAAAUUAUGCACGGUCAACGACAUUAUGUCUAAGCUAGAGUCAGAACUGGCUGCUUUGCAAGCGCUUAAAGUGAACGGAAGCAACGCGUCCUUCGAGUCACACACUUCCAAUGGGUCCCCAGUUGCUCCAGCAGGGAGAAAGAGUCUCGAUCGGAAUCCUGGUGCAUGUGGGUCAAGGAAAUCCAUUAAUUCUGAAACUGAAGUGCGGAAGAAUCGUCGAAUCAGCGUUCACGAUGAACGGCGGCAAUCUUACUGGAACGACUCUAGGGAUUAUGGCACCAUGACAGAUCCCGUAGACAAUAAAUGUAAUUGCGCCGAUCUGAGCAGCAAGCUUCAGGAUUGCCAGCGCGAUCUCUUUAUUCGCGAGAGUCAAGUGACUGCGUUGACCAUGGAGCUAAAGCAUCAUCCACUGAAGGACGAGAAUGCGCAACUGAAGAAGAGAGUUCAGGAGGAGCAGGAGAAAGCACGAUUUGAGCAAAAACGUCUUAAGAUGAAGCUCCAGGAUCUCAACGCCAGAGUCAAUGAUCUCACUCAUGCUGCUGAGUCAUCGGUCAAAUCGGUUGCCGACCAAGGAGAACAGGUUAGGACAAAUCUGAAGCCACCUAUGGUAUCGGCAGAAACUCAGACAGAAUCUGAGCUGGAGGCAGUCCUUGAGAAAACAAACAUGAAAUACCAGGAUGCUUGUCGCUUGUUGCGCUCCCGCUAUAAUCUCAUCAAGGAGCUGGAAGAGAAGCUUAAGCAAAACGAAAACAGCGACACCUCGAAUACCUGCUCACUCACAGCUGGUCAAACCAGUGCACUAAAGGCACAAUGUGAGUCCCAAAAGAGAGAACUGGCUGUUAUUAAAAAUAAAUACGAGUCCGCUAAACGGGUGUUAAUGAUGCGAAAGGAUGAGCUGGAGGCAUUGCGCGAAAAACUCGCUAAAUAUGAACAAGCUAAAUAAGUCACUAGAUUGUUAUGUCGUAGCGUCCAUUUUAAGUGUACAAAUGUUUAUGGGUUUGGUUUUAAGUUAUCUUUUUAUGUCAUAAAUAUGCCUUUUUAAAAAACUUUAGUCAUAGGUUAAAAGGUACAUAUAUAUGCAUUAGUAGCAAUAUACAAAUUAAAAACAAAAUAUUG